This is a messenger RNA of Dreissena polymorpha, 1575 nucleotides long. RefSeq names its product zinc finger protein egl-43-like. The transcript is spliced from 5 exons. The coding region runs from base 236 to 1324 and encodes 362 amino acids. The record is from RefSeq and is a predicted model, not a curated record. Gene Ontology annotation, cellular component: nucleus. NCBI's taxonomy places the organism in Eukaryota, Metazoa, Mollusca, Bivalvia, Myida, Dreissenidae.
AACAUUUACGAAUCGAUUUUAGAGCUUUUACUAGUGAUGUGUAGCCUUAGAUAUCAGAAGAUUUACUUGGGCGUUUGAGCCGACAACAACAACAACAACAAAACAAAACAUCUUAAUCUUUAAGUGGAUAGUGUCACACUUCAACAAGACCAGAUACUUUAAUGCUCGGAAAAAUUCACUUAGUCAAUCCGGUCCCAGGUUUCUGACAACACUGGUACCUUAAAAGUGAGACAAGAUGGCGUGCAUAGACAUGGAUGUGAUCAGGGAGCUGCCUGGCUACAAGGUCAUACUGAAAGCAGUUCUCAAGGCACAGAUCCAGCAACUGAUUGACCAGCUGGCAGCGUGUACUGAUGAGGAGUCCGUUAUCCUGACAGCCAGCGUGUCUGAUGGAUCUCUCAGCCACCUCGGGUCAGAGUCUGGAAAAUCUUUCCUCCAGGAAAAUGAUGAUGUCAAGUCCAAGUUUCUUGGAUACUGCCUGAAAAGGUUCCAUGUGAAGGCGCAACAGGAAAGAGAACAGCCUUUGCGAUCGUACGGACUGGUCCAUCAGUCACGUCGGACCCAUCAUCAUGUGGGCGCGACACGGGCCAAUACCCGAACAUUCCAAAGACACCAGCCAUACCCUAGCAACAGGAAGGCCUUCAAGUCAGCCAGUGAGAGCCCAGUAGUUCCUCUUGCAAUUGUGGCCAACACUGCCAGAGAUGCUAAAGAGACCAAAUCUUCUGCCCCAGCUACUGAAGGUGCAGAACUUGAUAAGGAUGCUGGUACUGUGUCCCUGGAUUCUGAAGAACAGUCUGAUGCAAAUGAAUCCCAUUUCCCUGAGAAUGAUACACAGAGUAACAAUGCAACAAAGGUGGACGAACAACUUGUCAAGGCAGAUAACUCUGCUGGUGAGGAAGGUGAUAACGAUGACAGUGUUGUGGGUGUCAGUGUGAAGAUCGAGUCCGGGGUGGACUCUAUGCAGGACCAGCCUGCGCAGGACUCAGGCUGGGACCCGGAUGAGUCUUUGGACCUGGCUCAGUAUUCGGCAGAGGCCUCUCGUAGCUCACCAGGGCAGGCCAUGGAGGAUGCUAUGGCUCAUCACAGCAAUACAGGUAUACCAGACGGUACAGACCAGUACCCCUACGCCACCCCAGUGAAUGUGGAGGACCUCACCUGCGCCUACUGCUACAAGGUGUUCCCCCACAAGGGCAACCUGAGGAGACACAUACGUAUACACGAGGGUAUCAAGCCCUUCAAGUGUGAAUUCUGUGACAAGAGAUUCAGUGAUGCAAGCAACUGCAAGAAACACGCAGUCGUGCAUUUGUUGGAUUCAAACAGCUUUUGAUUCUUCACAAGGGACUUGUUCACAGUUUGGCGAAUAGACUAUUUACAAAAUAAUGUCAUAGAUUCAAAAUUCAAAAAGAAUGUAUACAUUAUGUAAAAACAGGCAAAAUAGCAAAAAAAAGUCAAUCCUUACUAAGAAAAAUCUUAAAUUAUUUGGUUCAUUUAUGGAUGAUCAUCAUUCGACAUCAUUAAACUAAUAACGUUUGUAAAGCUUUUCCUGGAUACUUUUGAAAAUAAAUAGUUCUAACACUG